Molecule: messenger RNA, 2905 nt
Organism: Gossypium arboreum
Lineage: Eukaryota; Viridiplantae; Streptophyta; Magnoliopsida; Malvales; Malvaceae
Product: 2-C-methyl-D-erythritol 2,4-cyclodiphosphate synthase, chloroplastic
Exons: 2
Coding region: 300-914 (204 amino acids)
Biological process (GO): terpenoid biosynthetic process
Molecular function (GO): 2-C-methyl-D-erythritol 2,4-cyclodiphosphate synthase activity
Source: RefSeq, a predicted model, not a curated record
ACCACUCUUCAAUGCAACAACAUUCAAAGAGAAUAAUUACGUUCUAACUCAUGCCCUAACACAAAUUUCUCUUCUAACAAUUACAUAGAAUUUCAACUCCAAAUCACAUGGUAUGUGAAUUGCUAUGGGUGUUUAUGAAAUAUCAAUAAAAUUGCCAAGAAAGAUUGGAUUUUUGUAUUUGUAACUCCAUCAAACGGACCACUCAGUGGUUGAAAUGUAUAACAAAUAAUGCAAAAUGUUUGGUUCCUUCCUGCGUGCAUUAAAUAAAAUAAAACAAGGGGAAAACUGGGAAAUAAAUUAUGGCCACAAAAACAGAGUCAACAAAGAAACUGAAAGCUGAAACUAUUCAACCAAAAAACGGAGUCCGUUUUCUGCUAAGACAAAGGUGUCAACGGCAAUGGCCACACACUAUUACAGUUGUUCAAUUCCAGCGAAACCCACCUCCCAAACAAGCUCUAACAACUUUGUCUUCAGCUUUUAGUCUUGGAGAUUCAAUUUCAGCGGCUGCUACUUCAGUUGGAGUAGAUGGACCCACCGCCUCCACCAAUCCUUCCAGGUCUUUGCCGUUUAGAGUGGGUCAUGGGUUCGGCCUUCAUCUUUUGGAUCCUGGCUACCCAUUGAUCAUUGGUGGGAUUGAUAUUCCUCAUUCUGAUGGAGAUGUGCUACUCCAUUGUGUUGUGUAUGCAAUACUGGGAGCUUUAGGCCUUCCUGAUAUAGGGCAGAUAGUUCCAUAUUCUGACCCCAAGCGGAAAGGGGCUUCUUCUGUUUUCAUCAAAGAAGCUGUGAAUAUUUCUUUGAUGUGGAUCCUGGAUAAUUUUGAGAUAUUCCUUUUAUUUAUUUAUCUAUUUUCGGCUGUUUAUUUUCCACUGAAUUCUCCUUUGACUGCUUCACUGCUGCCUACCUUAAAAGAAUGACAGAUACAUCGGCCAUUGCUAUAUUAUGAAAUGUCUGUAUGUAGUCUGGCCAUAGAUGGAAUGUUUUAGGUUGGGAUACUGGUCCUAGAUUACAACCUUAGUACUGUAAGUACCAAAAAGGAACCUUGGUAAAGUAAUAGAAAGGGCAAUGCUAGUAACCAAGAAUAUAAUCAGUCUGAAUGUUGUAGGCUCCACUUAGGUACUCUUUAUUCUACAUUUAAGUAUUAAAAUGUUUUGAAACAUUCCCUUUUUAGCCAUUUCAAUAAGAAAAAGAAUAAUAGAAGAAACUCAGAGUGGGUUGGACUACAUGAUAUGGAACUGCUUUGUUGAUUCCAUCCGCUUAGAAACUAAAACCGAGUCUGUAGUUUCAAGCAUUGGGUAGUUUGUAUUAGAUGCAUCAGCAAAGUAAUUUUGAUAGAGCUCUGCUGUGUUGGGGAGCAGAGAAGUGCAUAUGAAAAUGCUGCAUUAGAGCAAACUUCUGCUGCUGAUAGUGACUUCCUAGCAAACAAUGCAAUGCACCUUGUACUUUAUUUGAUACACUGAACCUAAUAGGCAAUGUAUCUUUUCUUCAGGACAGCUUUAUCUUUUUUUAUUGUUGAAAAUGAGAUUUAAUUUUUUAUAUUAGACUAUAAUCACUAAUAUUGUAUGUGCAUGAACAUAAUUGAAGGGAACUUCAUAUAUCCUUAUAUUCUAUCUAGCCUGCGAAAGUGAUUCUACUCAUGGAUGCACCUUGUAAACAUGAUUUUUGACUUAAAAAGUUAAAGGAGAAAAAGGAUGCUUUUAAGACCCAUCUAUCAGAUAUGAUAUUCCUUCACUGCAAAAUUCUGCAGAACCUCUGAUGUUUGUUUGACGGCGAUUUCACCAACCAAAAUGCAAUGAAUGUUUCUUCAAAACAACCUAAUUUGUUUUUUUAUUCUCCACUGAACUAUAGGUAUUCAUUUAUGUGCAGGAAAAACCCGUAUCAUACACGACGUCCAAAGUGAUGCUAUACCCUGACAUCAAUCUAUGCUAUAUGCUUUCAUCUAGAAGUUCUGUUGUAGUUUUCUGUAUGUAUAGCUUACAGGAGAAUCCUUGUUGAACCUUGAAUUUGCAUGUAUGCUGCGUCUUUCUAUGAAGAGACUAAAUCCAUGAAAUGCUCCCCUAAUGCCUCCAUUCAUCCAACUAUUUUAGUGCUAAUUUCUUCCAAAGAACUUGGCUGUUAUGUGUUCCAAAAGUACUACUUAAUCCGAAAUUAACAAACCUACACUUAAAAUUCGUUUGUAGGAGUAGCAUUAGGAAAAAUAUUAACAAAUUUGCAAGGCAAAACAAACUAUGAAGUGGGGGAACUAUGAUAGUUUUUAAUAUAGAUGUGAAUGAUCCAUUUACUGAUUUGGUUUGGGUAAGAGAUAUGUGUUCUCUUUCUACUCAACUCAGAUCUUAGAAAUUUGUAGUAAAUAAAUAAAUGUGUUUUCUUUUUCCUUGAAUGGAUUAUGUAAAUGUGCUCAUGAUAGUCGUGCUCGGCCAUCAAUGUUUAUAUCUUCCAUACAUUCAAUUUUACUGUUCAGACUAAUUAGAUUAAUCAUGGUCAUCCUCUGCAACACGGUUCAUCAUCUCAGGGGAGACUCAUGCAUGAGGCAGGUUAUGAGAUUGGAAACUUAGAUGCCAACUUAAUUCUUCAAAGACCAAAAUUGAGCCCACACAAGGAGGCAAUCAAGUCCAACUUGUCUCAGCUGCUCGGAGCCGACCCUUCUGUUGUCAAUCUGAAGGUAAGACUCAUGAAAAAGUCGACAGCCUAGGUGAAAACCGAAGUAUUGCAGCACAUACUGUGGUCCUACUGAUGAGGAAGUAAAUAAUAAGUCUCGGAUAACAGUGUCAAGUAUGCAACUGUAUAUACGGCGAGUAUCAUUAUAUAUGGUAUUGCUAAUUGUGACAGCUUAAUGUAUUUGGUUGGACCAGAUUGUUAAAUCCUCAGCAUUUAACUUGAAACGCCGAUGGUGAGUUUGGAAAUAGAA